Molecule: messenger RNA, 2127 nt
Organism: Marchantia polymorpha subsp. ruderalis
Lineage: Eukaryota; Viridiplantae; Streptophyta; Marchantiopsida; Marchantiales; Marchantiaceae
Source: the annotation of a GenBank genome assembly
CCCAAGCCAUUACUGCGCAGCGAACGCGAAGGCCGAAGGCGUCCCGCGAGGUGGGCAACUCUCGCAGCAAAGUCCCGCGCAAAAUACUUUUGAUCUUUGGACUUCACGGAGACGCUCGAAUGCACGCUGAGCUCCAGGACCGAGAGAUUGAUGAACAUGAGCACGAGCGAGGGAGAAGCAGAGAGGUGGAGUGCAUGGAAUGUUUGUGAAUCAUAAUUCGGAUGUCGUGGAAUUCGAAUUAGAAGAGAGCUCGUUAUGUUUCCUGGCACAUUUGCCGAAUUGGAGGGCGUGCUUUGACAAAGAUUUCGCUCCAGGGUAAUUUCCGGGUCAGCAGUUUUUGAAUCCCUAUCCUCCUGGGGUUUCGGUGAAUUUGGUAGCUGGAGGUUCGGAGCUAUGGAGGGGCGGCGAAUUUAAGGUGGAGGAAGGCUUGGGUGUCUCGAUAGCAUUGCCUGGGACGGUCGUGAUAACUAGCUGUGCAGAAUGGCAGCUUCAGGGAUAUCGCAAGGGGGAAAAGAUUACCAUUUACCGUGGGUGGAGAAGUAUCGGCCAUCGAAAAUUGCUGAUAUUGUUGGAAAUCAGGACGCGGUUACGCGUUUACAGGUCAUUGCACGGGAUGGCAACAUGCCAAACCUUAUAUUUUCUGGUCCACCUGGAACUGGAAAAACUACAAGUAUCUUGGCCUUGGCGCAUGAACUUUUGGGCCCCAACUAUAAAGAAGCAGUGUUGGAGUUAAACGCUUCUGAUGAUAGGGGUAUAGAUGUAGUCAGAAACAAGAUCAAAAUGUUUGCGCAAAAAAAAGUUACUCUUCCUCCAGGUCGUCAUAAGAUCAUUCUGUUGGAUGAAGCUGACAGUAUGACGUCCGGAGCACAACAGGCACUGCGAAGGACGAUGGAGAUCUACUCCAACUCCACCCGAUUUGCUUUGGCUUGCAAUAUCUCUUCUAAAAUUAUCGAGCCAAUUCAAAGUCGUUGUGCGAUUGUUAGGUUUGGUCGUCUUUCUGAACAAGAUAUACUUAACAGGCUCCUCGAUGUCGUUGAAGCAGAAAAGGUAGCAUACAUUCCUGAAGGAUUGGAAGCAGUAGUGUUUACUGCAGAUGGCGACAUGAGGCAAGCUCUGAAUAAUUUACAGGCAACUUUCUCAGGAUUUCAAUUUGUCAACCAGGAGAACGUCUUCAAGGUUUGUGAUCAACCUCAUCCAUUACUGAUCUCAUCAAUGAUUCGUCACACGUUGGAAGGCAACAUCGACGAGGCAUAUCGAGGAAUGAAACAUCUAUUUGAUAUGGGAUAUUCAGCAUCCGAUAUUAUUACAACGUUGUUUCGACUUGUCAAGAACUAUGACAUGGCGGAGUACUUAAAGCUGGAAUUCAUCAGGGAGGUGGGUUUUGCUCACAUGCGGAUAGCUGAUGGUGUUGGAAGCUUGUUGCAACUGGCGGGUUUGCUGGCCAAGUUGUGCAAAGCCCGAACAAGAGCAAAGGCUCCUUAAUAAAGACAGUGCUCACUUUUAGAUUGUCAUCAAAACAGCAAUCAACCCGGAUUCAAUCUCCGAUCAGAUCUGACCUAAUGAAGGUGUCACACGAUCUUGAAACAUGACUUACUCUACCGAGUCGAGCAUACCCCACUUGGUUCCGAAGUAGAUUCUUACGUUUGAGUGUACUUCAUCAACAGUCACUGAAUUCCUCUCAACGGAGCUAUCGAGAGGGGAGACAAAGAGGUAAGAUACAAAUUUCACGCUUUUUCUAAAUUUCAAAUCUUGGUACAAACCUGGUGUUGGCACGCAUAACGUAACUUCCGAAGCCCGUCUUACAGUUACCCUAGUCUUCACACUUCCUCUCCUAUUAGUCGCCGUCAAUCAUUUGUUAACAUUAGGGUUAGCAAGAUGAAGAAAAGAUCUACCCUCUAGGUAGUUACCGGGAAUAGCCAUGGAAAAAUGUGCUUAGCUAUCAGAUCUUCACUUUCCGUUUGUUUUGCCGACAAAUAAUGAAACAAAGGGCUUAUUCAGAUUCAAACUUCUUGGAUCUGAAGAGAUUUAAAACCCAAAGUAAUGAAAAUAUUCCCCUCUUCGUGCCUAAAAAAAGUUGCGGUGUUUCUGAACUUUACAAAGCACACUGACAAGUCUUGCCCGUGUGAU